Molecule: messenger RNA, 4169 nt
Organism: Xenopus laevis (African clawed frog)
Lineage: Eukaryota; Metazoa; Chordata; Amphibia; Anura; Pipidae
Gene: add3.S
Product: adducin 3 S homeolog
Exons: 15
Coding region: 381-2450 (689 amino acids)
Biological process (GO): barbed-end actin filament capping
Cellular component (GO): postsynaptic density; cytoskeleton; plasma membrane
Molecular function (GO): actin filament binding
Source: RefSeq, a predicted model, not a curated record
UGCCCUCCCUGAAACCCUGUGUGAUCCUCUGCCCCCGGGGUACAUUGUUUCAUGUCUGUGGCCCUCAUUCUGCUCUCCAUUUGCCUCCUAUAUGGAGCCCUGAGUGACAAACGUGGCUCCACUGGGGGGCCCACACCAGGGAAGUAACCACUAGCCCCAGCCACAGUGUUUGAGGCCGGGAAUCUUAUAGGGCAGGAAAGGGGUAACUGAGACUGACAUUGCCAGAGGCCCAUGAGAGUGGUGUUAAGGCCUGUGAGUGAGGGGGACGUCAGUUAUUGCCCCAAGGGAAUUUACCUUUACCACUUCCUGCAGGAUUAUUGUUCUCCUCCCCUCACCUACUGCCCCCCUUCUAUGUUGCAGGUGACACCCACAGACUGAACAUGACUUCCACCCUCAGCCAAGGAGUGAUCACAGCCCCGCCCCUUCCCAGCAUGCCUCACAAGGAGGGCUACUUUGACCGUAUCAAUGAGAAUGACCCCGGCUACAUCCGCGAGAGGAACAUGUCCCCCGACCUGCGCCAGGACUUCAACAUGAUGGAGCAGAAGAAGAGGGUCACUCACAUCCUAAAGAGCCCCGCUUUCCGUGAUGAUCUGGAGACUCUGAUCCAAGACCAGAUGAUUAAGGGCAACACCCCCACGGAGUUACUGGCGCUGCAGCAGAUUUCCGAUUAUAUAACCGCCAGCUCCCUCUCUGGCUUCUCCUCCUCCCAAUUUGGUGUGGGGAUGGUCACCCCAAUUAACGACAUCCACCCCAUCCUGGAAGCCACAAUGGGCAAAGGAGAGAGGCUGACGCGCUGCAAACUGGCCGGCAUGUACCGACUGGCGGAUCUGUUUGGGUGGGCACACCUGGCCAAUGCCUAUAUAACGGUGAGAGUCACCAAGGAACAAGAUCACAUCCUCAUUAUGCCCAGAGGUCUCUCCUUCUCCGAGGCUUCAGCCUCCAACUUGGUGAAGCUGAACAUAAUCGGGGAGGUGGUAGAACAGGGGAGCACAAACCUGCAGGUCGACCCUUCUGGCUUCAGCCCACACUCCGCCAUUUACUCCACUCGCCCGGAUGUACGUUGUGUCGUCCACAUCCGCACGCCCGCAACUGCUGCCGUCUCCUCUAUGAAGUGUGGAAUCCUCCCCAUAUCCCAGGAGGCCCUGCUGCUGGGGGACGUGGCCUAUUACAAUUACCAGGGGUCUCUGGAUGAGCAGGAGGAGAGGAUUGAGCUGCAGAAGGUGCUUGGGACCAGCGCUAAGGUUCUGGUGCUGAGGAAUCAUGGGGUCCUGGCCCUGGGGGAGAGUCUGGAGGAAGCGUUUCAUUUCAUAUACAAUGUGCAGCUGGCCUGUGAGGUGCAGGUUCAUGCACUGGCUGGAGGCGGAGGGGUUAAAAACCUGGUGUUACUGGAUCUGGAGAAAUUCAAACCCACCACUUACUGCGUUGCUGCGAAUGGAGGGGGCGGAGUAAACAUGGAGGGGGAGCACAAGUGGAAAGUCGGGGAGUUGGAGUUUGAGUCCCUCAUGAGAAUGCUGGAUAAUCUGGGCUACCGCACGGGCUAUUCCUACAGACGCCCCCUGACUCGGGAGAAGCCCCGGCACAAGAGCGAAGUGGAGAUCCCGGCAACUGUCACGGCUUUCUCAUUCGACGAGGAUCCCAUGAUGCAACACUCCCCCCUGAGACUCAUCGCUCAGAAGCAGCAGAGAGAGAAAACUCGUUGGCUCAACUCCCCCAACACCUACAUGAGGGUCCGUGUCCCCGAGGAGUCGUACAGUGGGGAGAUGAGCCCCCGCACCAAGAUCAUGUGGAUGAAGGCCGAGCAGCAGAAUAAGACGAGCAGUGGGUUCCCCAUCAAAAUAGAAGACCCCAACCAGUUUGUCCCACUAAACACCAACCCCACCCACGUCCUGCAGACCAGGAACAAGAUCCGGGAACAGAAUCAAUUUGACCUAAAGACGGCCGGGCCGCAGUCUCAAUAUCUGUCUGGGAUUGUGGUGGAGAAUGCGAGUCCUCAGUAUCAGUUUGAAGAAGACGAAAAUGCUCCCCCACUCCCUCCCAACCCGUUCAGCCAAUUACUGGAAGAGGAGACUGAGGGAUUGGACAGCGAUGAUCUAGAUGCUGAUCCCAAAUUAACCCUUGAGGAUGCUGCACCAAUCGCAAUAACUCAGUCCCCAACCCCGACGCCAGUAAUCAGUACAGAACAAGUGGUGGAGUUGAUGUUCCAGUCGGAAUUGUUGGCCGUGGUGAAUGGGAAGGAGAUCGGGGGCCACGGGGAGGAUCCGAGGGUGCAGGUCGGCCAGAUGAAUGAGGGGGAGAUGUUGGAGAUCACAGUGCGACCCUCAGACAAGAGUAUUGAAGGGGACUUAACCCCCGAGGGCUCACCCUCCAAAUCCCCCAGCAAGAAGAAGAAGAAAUUCCGCACCCCGUCUUUCCUGAAGAAGAACAAAAAGAAGGACAAGCUGGAGGCCUAACGGUCACUUGGGGACAGAUUUUGGGGAGCAGGUUCAGCCCCUUCUCCAGUGUUGGGGGCACCUGGGUCUCAUUGCACAGAAUUUGGCAAAUUUUGCUUCAUUUCCUGGUCUUUCUGGAACACCAGCGUAUUGGGCCCUUCCCAGGGUCUCUCUCCCCGGGGCCCCUGUGCUGCAGAGGUUAGUGCUCCCCAUCUCUUCUCUACAUCCAUUUUCCACUUACAUGGAACAGCCGUGGCCUGCGGAGGGUGCUGGGAGUUCAGUUAGUGCCAAGAGGGGGCAGUUAGUGCACCCCCAGUAUGAGUCUAAGGGGGUCUUUGUCCCCCGUAUAUUGCUAUUGGCUGCAGCAGUGUCCUGUCCAGCACGGAUGUCAUUAGGACUCCCAGCAUCCUCUGUAAGUAGCUUUCCCUCUGUAUCUGUAUGUGGCCCCAGCAUGCCCAUUGGUUACUUACAGAGGGUGCUGGGAGUCCCAAUGUCCAAAAAGCUUCACCCCAUCCCUCUUUAUUAACGUACCUCUGUUGGGGUGGGGACAAUGCUAUAAUAACAUUACCAAAUAUGUCCCCACCUGGGGUGAGUGCCGGCACUUAUUAAUUGAGGUGGAUGGUUCCUCUGCACUGCUGGUCCUGACUCCAUGCACCACUGAUACAAUGUCACACAUGUUCUGAGCUUGAUCAUCUUGGUAACAGAAGGAGAAUCCCAGGAGUGUGCAAAGCAUUGUGGGAAAUGGAGACUUGGCAGGAGGGGAGCUGAAUGCUACACAUUGUUUUCAUGCUCCGUGUAGUCAGAACCAGCAGUGUAGAAAUAGCAAAGGAUGGACAGACACUGCUGUCAGUAACAAUUACACUUAACUAUAAACCCAAUGGGAGUUGGGAAUGGAUAUGGGGAGGUUAUGCAAGAAUUCCAUUCUCUUUUAUAUUGAGGUAAAUUUCCCCUUUAAAAAUAAAGGAAGCAAAAGAAGGAUCACUGGUUUCCCAUGAGCAAAUAAUCCAUAAUCCCAGUUAAUGAGGAAGAUAUUAGGAAUAAUAUACUGGGGCGGGAGUAGUGCAGACAGGGCAGGAGACUGGCCGAGACACAAGGAUCUUCAUUGGCUGUUGGAUUAGGGGCUCAUUAUCCAAUCACUUUCCUCUAACUUUGCAUUAAUGACUCCGGAGUGGCAGCCCAUGGAUACUUGUUACCGCUAUACAUUUUUAUUUCAUUUCUUCUUUUAUCAGCACCUUUCUAUGGGCCCCGGGGCCAUUCUUCAGGGGUCACAUGAUUUUAGUUUUUUUUUAUCAGUUAAUGAAAUGUCUCUUGAGAGAGAAAUGUGCCAUUUAUUUGCCUUACACGGGGGGGGGGGGGCUGCCUUCACUGCCCGGGACAAGCUCCGCCCAGGGCCAUGAUUCUGGGGGAAUGGGGCGGGGCUAUUUACAAAUAGUGGGUGGAGCCUGUGCCUGGUGCUGGGGGGCCUUCAGCUUUGGGGAUAUGGGGCAAAUAGAAAUGUUUUACUGAACCAAAGAUUCCUGCCCAGUUGUGUUACUGGUGUCUUCCUAUUGGUGGAUUGGGCACUAAAAUAGAAGUCUUGUCAUUGGACGAGGGACAGAAUUGAGUGUCCCCUGGGCAAAGCCUUGUGGGUAACGGACCCCACACUCCAAUAGGAGCCCCAUUAGGAAACAUUUAUGUUCAACUAUUUCAGUUCAGUUGUUUUCAGAUUGUUCCCCAGAAAUAAAGACUUUUUUUCAAUUA